AGUUGGCCAGUAGUAUGCUGUCAGUCAGUAGUGUGUGGAGGUCACGCUGCAGUGUGGACCCUCAUCAUGUCCGUGUUUUACCCCACUCUCCUGCUCUGUGUUUACGGCUUCUUCUCCAACAUGCGGCCGUCGGAACCUUUCCUCACCGCCUUCCUGAUGGGACCGGACAAGAACCUAACGGAGACUCAGGUGAGUUAGCUCAAGGCUAAUAAACAGUUAGUGCUACCUUUAACAGCAGCUGACUUCACAGUCAAGGUUUGACUCACUUUAACUGAAUUUAUUUGACUUAUUUCUAAUUCCUUAGGCUUCUUCUUUCCUUUAAUUUGAUAUUUACUUAUUUUACUGUGGCGUAGAUUAAUAUAGUCAAGACAGAGAAAGAAGGAGACCGUUUUUCUGUCAUUAUAGUCAGAUUAUACCAUCAAAUACAGGAACUGUCAGGUGUUAUCCUGGAGCUGGUUCUUCCAGGGUUCAGGUCUGAGGAAACAGGCAUCAGAGAGCAGCUGCUGUAACUCUGAUUAAAAUUGCCUUUAUGUUGUGUUUUUCUGAAGGACUCUUUAUCAAGUUUAUCCCUUUUUAAAAGGUCAUUUUAACUAGUUUAUUCAUCGAAAAGGACACCCUGAAGGCUGUUUCAUAGAGGCACGUGUGCAGCUGGUUUAAGUGGACUUAAAGUAAACACAAGUUUAACGUUUUCUUAGAGGUAAAUGUCACAGUAUUUUCAGUUUAACCUACUAAACAUGCAGGUCAUCUGAUCGCAGAAAUCUCUGAGUUGCAUUUUUGGUGCAUUUGCUGAACCUGAAUGAUCAUUUUAUUACUAUCAUUUACUUUCUCUGGUGUUUGCCCAGUAAAUUCUUUCACAAAAGACCUCUGGAUUACUGCCCAGUCAUCUGCAAUUACUAAAAUACCAAACCCAAUUCCAUUGAAGUUGGGAAAUUGUGAUAAACGUGAAUAAAAACAGAAUACAAUGAUUUGCAAAUCCUUUUCAAUCUAUUUCCAAUUGAAUACACUACAAAGACAAGAUAUUUAAUGUAACAGAUGUAGUGAUGAACUGUAUUUACUGACAGUGGUUUUCUGAAGUGUUCCUGAGCCCAUGUGGUGAUAUCCCUUACACAUUGAUGUCAGUUUUUGAUGCAGUACCGCCUGAGGGAUCGAAGGUCACAGGCAUUCAGUGUUGGUUUCCGGCCGUGCCGCUUAAGUGCAGUGAUUUCUCCAGAUUCUCGCCCCAUCCUUGCUUGUGAAUGACUAAGAAUUUUUGGAGAAGCUGCUUUUAUACCCAAUCAUGGCACCCACCUGUUCCCAAUGAGCCUGCUCACCUGUGGGAUGUUCCAAAUAGGUGUUUGAUGAGCAUUCCUCAAAUUUCUCAGUAUUUUUUGCCACCUUUCUCAACUUCUUUGUCACGUGUUGCAGCCAUAAAAUUCUAAAGUUAAUUAUUUGCAAAAAAAAAUUAAUAAAGUUUAUGAGUUUGAACAUUAAAUCUCUUGUCUUUGUAGUGUAUUCAAUUGAAUAUAGGUUGGAAAGGAUUUGCAAAUCAUUCUGUUUUUAUUUAUGUUUAUCACAAUUUUCCAACUUCAAUGGAAUUGGGUUUUGUAAAAUGAUAAUACAAGGUAAAUAUCUGAGUUAAAGUGGGAAAAAGUCAACACUUAUACCAUCUAAUUAUUAUUUGGAGUGAAAGAAGAAUGACCAUUCAGGUUUUAGUCCUAACUAAAGAUUCGAGGCACCCUGAUAUCAUAUGAAAAUCUUUUGAGUUGCAAUUUGUCCACUUUGAUUCUUCAUCAGGAUAUUUUUGUAUUCUCACACUCACAGCCAAGUUUCUGAGCAAGUUCAGUCACAUGUACUGUCAGUGAAGAAAAAUCUCCCAACGGGACAAAUAACCAAGACAGUCAGCCCCGUUUGGUCCUCAGAGAUCACUUUUAGAGGAGAAAGGAGCAGGAGGAAGCUAAUGACUGUCCAAAGAGUGAGAGCCAUCAGUUAGAAUCACAAAAACAUAAAAGCCAAAGUCUUGAGGUUUUAUAAGCGCUUAAAGACUCAGACUCUGUCAGAAAUUAUAUGAAACAGCAGCCAUUGUCUGUUUUUGAAAAUGUGAGUUUAUUUUAAUGAGGGACAUGUUACAAACACAUUAUUGUUAGUUUGUGUUUGUUUAUCACUCAUUGUGACAUUGUUGACCAGCCUCACAACUCACUAAUGUUUUCCCAGCACUGUGCAGUCCUACUUUAAACCUUCUUUCAGGUUUUAUUCAUGUGACCUCCUCCCCCACCAAAGACUACAGCAGAGAUGUGUUCAUUGUAUUUUUUUUCUGCUGCUGUUGCAUCAGCUCUGCAGUUGUUCGGUUGAGUCAGAGCUGCAGAGUUUUCACACAUUUCCCAUACAGAACAUUUCCUCAUGAUCAGGCUCUGCAGCUUUAUUUUUCUGCAUCUGUAUUUCCUCGUUUGUUGAUCUACAUUUCCUUGAAGUUCGGAUGGAAGUUUACGGUAACUUUUGGACAGAGGCACACGGGUGAAUUUCACGUGCUGUGACUUGAACAAAAAGUGGAAACAGUUCAAUAUAAAAUUGUGUGUUUAUACAGCAGCCUGUCUUUGUUUUAAGAACGUCUGAUCUAUUGGGGUCUGUUGCAUUAUAAAAGAACUUCAUGUCCUCUGAUCCCACGGUCAUUUUGUUUUCACAGGCUCGCUCCAACAACAUGUCGGCUCAGAGUAAUCCCGAAUCCUCUGGAAUUUCGAUUAAUCCUAAAAUAAUGACCUCCACCGAUCUGUGAGCUGGCCCAGAUAGAUCUCUGACGAUGAUUUUUAAGAUCUCUGUUCAUGACUUUUUAUGGAAGAGAGACUUAAAGAAACUGGAUCCGAAGCAGGUUUAACUUCUACGACCUUAAAUCAAAGAAAAUGAAGAGGAAGUGCAGGAGGAAAUAAUCCGCAGAAGUCAAUACAGAGGAAGUUACUGCUGCUGCUGCGUUAUUUAUUGAUAUAAAAACUCUGAUACUUUUAUACACAAACUGUUUAUGGAAAAACAAAACUGUAGCAUUGACUCUUCAAGUGUUGAUAAAAAUUGUUUUAUUAUUAUUGUUUGUAAAUCAUUUCAAGCUUGAAAAUAUUGCAAAGGCUACAAUCAAAUGUGAAAACAGAUAAAUGUCAUUAUCUAAUGAAAAUUAUACGAACAACCAAACAAGUGUUAUAGGAGGAGACAGUGUGAGCUGAAAGUAGGGCUGGGCGAUAUGGACCGAAAGUCGUAUCCCAAUAUAUUUAGGCUGUAUAUCGAUGUACGAUAUAUAUCCUGACAUUGUUUUUGCAAAGUGAGAGCAAAUGUUAAGUCACAGUCAAAGCCAAAUAUGACAUGUCAGAAGUAGUUCUAUACAAACUGGCCAGAUGAAAUAAUGCUCAGCUGUUCAAAAAACAAUAAAAUUUAAACAUAAAUACUGUAUAACCACAGGAGUGUUAAAUUGGAGCUCUAUAAGGUGCACAGUUAAAUGAAAAAUGUAUCUCAAAUAAAAAUAGCCCAUAAAGUCAAAUAGGCCAUCUUUUUCUGAAAUAGAUUUAUUGAUAUGAGAAAAGCAUCAACAUUUUGACAACUAUAAAUGGCCUAUCAAAUAGUAGAUUUUCUUCUUCUCUCUGACAAAUCCACAGAUGCAAGCAGGGAACACUACAAAAGAAUUAAAUAUGACAAACCCUAGUAAGGGCAGCAUGUACGUGUAUAAAGACAGAACAAAAUAAAGUGCUCAGUUUAAGAAAAUUGUUUUUAAACAUCAUUUUGAGAUCACCUAUCUGUCCUUUUUAUCUUUUUAACAGUCUAAACCAGUUGCACAAGACUAUGAACAGACUAUGCUCUCAGUAAACAUUUCCCCCUCUUUCUUUUUUACUUUGAUAAACAGUUAGUGCUGUCUUGAGGUCCCGGUGCUGUCCCGGUUUAAAUGGGUUAAAGAUUUUAUGCGAGGAACACCAGCCUGUCAACAACAGCAUCUGAUAUCUGUAUAUCAAUAUGCGCUACGGUCCAAUUCCAUAUCUCAUUUAAAAAUAUAUCGAUAUAUUUUUUAUAUCGGUAUAUCGCCCAGACCUAGCUGAAAGAGGUCAACAGUUUCACAAUAAUGUUCCCGAGUGUAAAAUCUGGAGAAAUCAAAGUACAAAAGAGAUAAGGACCAAAACCAAGACUGGAUGGUUCUGAUCUUCAGGCCCUCAGGCAUGGGCUCAAAAUCACUUUCAAAAACCACUGUAUGUGAAUACAGCUCAUCACUGCAUCUACUAAUGAGGUUUAAACUGAACCAUGCAAAGAGGAAACCAGACAGGAACCUGAUCCAAGAACACCAGAGACUAAUCUGAACCUGAGCCCAUUUAAGGUGGACUGAGGGGAAGAGAAAAUCUGUCCUGUUAGCUGAUGAAUCAAAGUCUGAUAUUCUUUGAAAGAGAGACCAGAGAGAGAGAGAGACCAUUCUUCUGCGUCCUUCGCUCUGACAUCUAAAGUUGCUCUUAGAAUGGUCAUAAUAAGUUGUGUAUAAAUCUUAAAUUGUUCUUUUGUUACUUUCAGAGAUUCUUGGCUUUAUCCUGAGCAGUUCGAAACAAGAAAUUCGAGGAACGUGACAUUAACUGAGUCUAAAAACUGUAAAUCUGCCUCUCUUUCUUGCAGGUUGUGAAUGAGAUCUUCCCCAUAUGGACUUAUUCCUACCUGGCAUUGCUGUUUCCUGUCUUCUUGGCGACGGACUACCUCUGUUAUAAACCUGUUCUGGUGCUGCAGGCCACCAGUUUAGUCGUGACUUAUUCCAUGUUGCUUAAGGCACAGGGGAUGGUGGCCAUGCAGCUGCUGGAGUUCUUCUUCGGCCUAGCUACAGCCUCAGAGGUGGCCUACUACUCCUACAUCUACAGCGUGGUGGAGCCGGCUCACUAUCAGAGAGUGACGGGUUACUGCCGCUCCAUCACGCUGUUCGGAUCAGCCGCCGGAUCGCUCACCGGUCAGCUGCUGCUCUCCCUGGCCAAAGUUCAGCUCCUUCACCUCGUCAUCAUCACCCUGGCGUCGGCCGCCGUGGCCUUCAUCGCUCCUUGGUUUCUGCCCAUGCCUAAGAGGAGUCUGUUCUUCCACAAGAGUUCAGGAUCAGGGGAGGAGAGGAGUCUGAGGAGCAGCAGCGCCGUGCUGAAGGAGAAGGCUGAAGAUACAGAGAGUAAAGUGCCUCUGAAUGGCCAGGACGUCUCCACGGUGAGUCACGAUCUUCUAGGGUUGUUUUUAAUGUGGAAUUGAAACCCAGUGUGGAAUGGUUGGAGGUGAUUUUUGGAGGAAGACGCUGAAUGAUACCAGAGUUUUAGUAGCUUAGAUGACGCCUAGAUGACAAGCUGCGUAGGUCCAUGUUUGAACCUUGGAUUUAAAUGACCUUCAUUAGUAAAAGUAUGUGAACUCAAUACCCCGAAAGCAGGCCUAGACCUUAGUCUCCCUGUAGGCUAUGAGUCUGUGCCUGUGUUUGAUCAGAUUUUCAAAUUAAAAGCCCUUUUAAUCAAACUCUUUUCUUUACAGAUGCCUCAGUCCUCUGAGACGAGAAACCACAGUAGGGGCCUCCUAGAUGUGCUGCGAAUGCUGUUCGAGGACUUCCUGCAGUGCUACAGGUGUCGCCCCCUGCUGGCCUGGUCUUUGUGGUGGGCUCUGGCCACCUGCGGAUACUUCCAGGUCAUCAACUACGCUCAGCCGCUGUGGGAGAAAGUUCGUCCUUCUCAUGAUUAUGAGAUCUACAACGGAUACGUGGAGACUCUGUCCACACUGCUGGGUGAGGGAAACACUGUAGACUACUUCAUGAUGCUUCCCAGUACAGAGAUAAAGAGUAUUACCUUUAUUUUUAGUACCUUAAGAGAUGGAGGACUAGCUCUAAUAGCUCCUCUCCUGGUCUUUAGGGGCUCUGGCAGCUCUCCUGGUGGGUUACCUGCCUGUGUGCUGGUCCGUGUGGGGGGAGCUGGCUCUGUGUGUCCUCUCCCUGCUGAUGGCGGUGUGUGUCUUCGUCAUGGACAUGCUGAAGAACAUCUGGUUGUGUUACGGCUCAUAUGUGCUCUUCAGAGCCACCUACAUGCUGCUCAUCACUGUGGCCACGUAAGUACGAAGAUACUGGGACCAGCUGGAGGUUUGAUACGUUGGAAAAGGAUAAAGUUUGGUAUUUUACAGUUGAUGGAGGUUGUUUUAUUCCUCAGCUCAAAGUCGAAACUGGUUGUUGGAACGAUGGUAUGAUGGUAUGAUGGUAUGAAUGCAGAUUGUAGAGUUCUGAUUUUAAUGUGGUUUGUUCGCAUUCCUCAGAUUUGUCUUAUCUGGUGUGCUUGGCUCCCUUUUCCAUUUUUCCAGCAUUUAAUUUUCAUAUUUUAUCAAUGAACGUUGUGAUCUCCUACAUGCAAAAACACCCAAAAAGAAAACAAAGAGAUCAAAAACACAUGAUUGCAGCAUCCCAUGACUUCACUGUCCAAACGUCCUGGAGUCAUCUCCCUGUUAGUUCAAACCAACCCUGAUAGUUUUGUAAUAACAAACCUCAGGAAUUUGAACAUGUGAUUGAAAAUCUGCUGAAUCAUUACCGUCUAUGAAAACCAAACCUGAGAUUAAACAAGCAGAUGGACCGCUGACUCAUGAAGGAUUACUGUACCCUCUCUUUCUUUCGGCUGUUGUUACGUUUGGAUAUUUUGUUUUUCCGACUGUUUCUAACCACAUUUGUUGGAGGUUAUAUAUUUAAACUACUGCGUAUAGAUUCAAACUUUCCUGACCUGUUUAAGGAUCUCCUUCUUCCCUCUGACCGUCCAGGUUUCAGAUCGCUGCCAGUCUCAACAUGCAGCGCUACGCUCUGGUGUUCGGAGUGAACACCUUCAUGGCCCUGCUGCUGCAGACUCUGCUCACUCUGGUUGUGGUGGAUUCAGCCGGCCUCGGCCUUGACGUCUUCACUCAGGUGGAGAAGAAACAUCUUUAAAUAAAUAAAAUCACAGUUUUAAGUUUUGGUUUGCUUUUGAUUCUCUUGUAACUCUGCAGAUUUAAUUGACAUCUGACUGUUUCCUUAUCUCAGUUCUUCAUAUACGGUGGAUACUUCACCUUCAUCGCCGUCAUCUUCCUCCUUGCUGGGUUCUACAAACUGGCCUCCAGGAAGCGCUCCGAGGAGGAGGUUUUGGCCAACGGCUCGGGACAAACAGGGUCUGACUCUCCUCCCGUCAGUGAUGCCAGCUCCUGCUGAUCACACUUAACAUAGAUCUGUAUUUAUGAGCUGUUCAGAUACUAAAAGAGAAAAGGUGAGUGAGCGCAGUCACUCAGAAUUUAUUGUUUGUGUCGAAAUACACAGUGGCACAAUAACAGUAGAUGUAGAACUAAUAUAUAUUUUUGUAAGGACUCAACGUUGCUGUGUUUGACCGACUGUUUUCAGAUGAAUCACUCCUGGCUCCAAGAGUCAACCGUUUCGUUUGAUUUUGCGGUUCAUCACAAACUAGCCUCAUAUUCAAACAGACGUAAAAACAUUUCUAGAUAACUACUUUCUCUGAGUUUCAAACAUAGACUGUAUAUACUAUGGACAACUUGAUUCUGCCUUCCGCCAGUAUAUGGAUUUGAAGCCAAAAAGCUCUCGGUAAUUUGUUUUUUUUUCUCCACUUCCUGAAACCAACAUUGCACAGUAGCGUUGUACGCACUCCACCACUUGAGAGUCGCUGAGAGUCACUGUGAUGAAACACACAAACAGCAUAUCCUCAGGGUGAGCUAUGCAAUCACCAUAUGCCCAUUGGCUGUAUCAAGUGUCAAUCAUUGAAAACAUGAACCAUCUAAUAACUUUUAAAAAUGGAGCUGUACAGAAAAAAGAGGACUUGAGCAAAAACCGGUCUUACAAUAACUACAUGUCAACAUCACAACCAGGGGGGAGAAAAAUGUAUAUUCUGUGUAAUAAAUUUCUAAAGUUUGUCCACAGCUCCAUAGGGAUUGCUGGAGGAGGCGGGAUUUAUGACCUAUACUGCAUCCCGUCACCAGAGGGUGCUGUUCUCGCAGUGGCUUCACCCAGCGAUGAGGCAGACGGCGUCCAUUCUAUAUACAGUCUUUGGUUUCAAACCAUUUUCAGCUUGAUCUUAAACUUUAGUCAGUUGAUGAGCUUAGAUUAGAAGUAGCUCAACUUGCAGCCAAGAAAACUUUGCCAAAGAGUAACCAAGAAACAGAUUUCUUUGCAAAGUGCUGACUUCAGUGUUUUAAUUGUUUUGACUCUGUAUGUUUUACAACAAAGGAGACAUCAGAUGAGGAUUCAACUCCCACUACAACACCAUUAAUCCAAAUUCUGACGGCUCAGCAGCUCAGCCUGCAGCCCCUCCACCAUAGCUGUUGGGGAAUCUCCAACAGAUUGGGAACAGCACUGAAUAAAAUUUUGCAUUCUAAGUCCAGCAGAGUAAUUUCAUAUUCAGCUCAGCUCACAGCCCCUUCUGCCACAAAGUGUUCAAGAAACACUGAUUAUGAACUUAAAACAUUAUUAUGUACUAGACUGAAGAAAUUUGAUGCAUAAAAUCGAGCUUGGCACCUUUUAACAGGCUAUCGGUAGCUCAGCUCGCAGCCCCUCUGCCAUCAAGUGUGGUAGAAACACUGGUUAUUACGAACUAAAACUUCAUCAUAUACAGCACUGAAGAAAUGUACUUGUACAAGCACCCUGGGUGACUUAUGAUAGACUAGCAGCAGCUCAGUCUGCAGCCCCACUGAUCUGAAGGAGAUGAGACCCUUCAUCUCGUUAACUCUGAGUUCUCAAAGAAAUGUACGCUGGCCUUGAGCUCCAGCCUGCCGUGCUGACUGAUGACACGUGUAAGAAACGUGUUUAUAUUUAUUCUUUAUUGUUUUUCUUUGACAUUAUUAACCCUUUAAACUACCAAGUCUGUGUCAGAGAAGAGGAGGCCUCUCUAACGACAAACCUGAAGGGGAUUAAAGACUUGGUUUUUUAGUUUACAGCCUGCCAUGCUAUUUAUCUUGCUUUACUGCAGCCAUGGGAACUACACUCCAGUAAUUAUCAAAAAAGUUAAUUGUCUUUGAGGGCUACCCUGACUGUUUUUUUAAAAACAGCCCUGCAUAGCUGUUUGUUUCUGAUUUAUCACGCCACGUAAAAACAGUUUCAGCUCUUAGAGACCCUCACUCCUGAGAGAGUUUUGUCUUUCCUGUUUUGCCUUAGAACACAAUGAACAGCACUUUAUUAGCGGCUUUCUCUGUGUCGUUGUCACCAGCCAAAAAGAUAUGACUUUAUUUUUAUAUGUAUUGUUUCCUCCUGUUGUUGUGUGUUGGACUAUCACUGACAAGUAUUGGUACUUGUGAGAAGUAUCGGUGUCAGGCUUGUAAGUAUCUUUUUGUAAUGAACACAGUGAUGUUAAAGCUUGAAAUGUUACAUUGUCAGAUCACCUGUAGCACAUGUCAGAUAUUAUCACAUCUGAAUGAGAUGCUACGUCUCCUAAAUAAUCUGUUACUUGAUAUUUAAAAGUGCCUCAAAAGGUCAAUAACGCACACCGCUACAGAGUCCUGCAGGGACAGGGAGAGGGAACCUUUCUAGUUUGAGCCUCAGAAACUUUCCCCAAGAGUCUGAGGAACUUUUCCAAGUUUCCAAACCUCCUCCCCUGAGAUCCUUGAAGACUUUUGUGGGGUCUCGGGAUACCUUUAAGUUCCCGAGAAUUUCUUUGAAGACCCUGAGAAAAUUAUCAGAGAUCCUAAGAAAUCUUGUAAGAUCUUGACAGACUUUUGCAAGAUUAAAAAAAUAACUUUGGGGCAGAUCUGUGAAACGUUUACAAGCUCUGAAAUCUUUGGGAGAGAUGUUGGGAGUUUUUCAAAAUCCUGAAGAACUUUUGGGAGAUCUCAACAAACUUUUUUGAGAGUUAUCCAGGAACUUUUUGCCAGAUAAAACAAAAUGUUUGCAAGACCCUGGAAUUCGUUUAUUUAUUUAUUUAUUGAACUGGACAAACUUCUGAAAUGUCUUGCAAGAUACCAAAAAAAUUUAACCAAAGUUCCCCCAAAGAAUUGUCAGGAAAACUCUAGCAAGGUCUUGAGGAUCUCAUGGCAAGAUCUCAGGAGAAUUUAUGGACUUCUAGACAUACUUUUGCAAGUUCCUGAAACUUUUCGAAGAUCCAAACAGACCUUUACAAAUUCCAAAAUGUCUUGCAAGUUUCCACAGAAAACUUAAAUGAGAUCUGCCCAGAAAUUUGUGAGUAAAACUUUGCAAGAUCCUGAAACUUUUUGCAAGAAUUUCAGUGACAAUCCUUAGAAACUGAAGGGAGGAAGAAACUUUUUUUAAGAUCCCAGAAAUCUUCAAAUUGAUCCUGAAAACUUUUAAGAGAGUCUGGGAAACUUCUGGAUGGUUUGGGUGAGUCAUUAAGGUCCUAACUUCAGGUUACAAGCAGUAAAUGAAUUCACAGAUUUAGCCUCCUUGAGAGCUUCAACAGAUCUGUACAUGUAGGGCCUUGUCUUUGGAUGAAAGACUGUCUUCAAAUAACUUAAAGGAAACUUUGCAAAAGUUUCUCAGGAUUUGGAGAAAGUUGGUCAGUAUUAACCCUGAAAUAUUCCCUCCCUGUCUCUCCCUUUUUUUUUUAAUAGUCCAGAUUUUUUUGUAGGGAUUUAAAAGCAUUUUUUUUUUUUUGUUUCUUUGUACAACAAAUCUGAUGAAUAGACCAAAACCAACAAACAUGUUCACACUUUUUCAGUACUUCUUUAAAGAUGUAUCACUGUUGGUUUUGUUCUGCACAUCAGGUUUAUUGACAGACAGAAUUUCACUGGAUGUGAAGUUUUAAAGUCUAGAAAUCAUGACCAAAUUCUUGUCCCACACUAAGUGAUGGAGGAAGACCUGAACUAAGACUUUUGCCAAAUAACAUCUAAAAACAUCCGCAGAGCAAAACAAAACUGUUCUGAAUGUAAGUGUGAGAGGUGUGGAGCACAUUGAGUGAAAUAUGUGUGUGUGUUUUUUUUUCUUGAUGUAGGCCAAAUGUUUCACACUGUCAACAAAAACAUGAUAACAACGUGGACAUUUUAGCCUCAGAGGAUCCUGUUUUCACUGAGCCUUUAAUACUUUGAACCUCAUACCCUCUGUUUAUUUGUGGACUUGUAACUUGAGCUCUUAGACUGUUUAUUUCUUGUUCAGUACAAUCAUAGAGAGACGUGUAUACACUGGUUGUAUAGUGUGUUUAUCUCCAAUGAUGCCUCUGGAGGUGGUUGAAUUUAAAGUCUGAGGUUUAUAUGAUGAUUGAAUGUGUUUGACAGAUUUCCGUUAUUUUUUUGCCUGUUUUUUUGACCUCUUGAACUCUUAAAUUUGUCUGUCACCUGUUAGAAGUGUAAAGGUUUAAUGAUGGGAUGUUUUAUAAAGACAUUAAUUGAUUAAAUGUUUGUGUUACUUUUGCA
Molecule: messenger RNA, 11310 nt
Organism: Xyrichtys novacula (pearly razorfish)
Lineage: Eukaryota; Metazoa; Chordata; Actinopteri; Labriformes; Labridae
Source: the annotation of a GenBank genome assembly